GAUGCUGGCGACUCUAUCAUGAACUAGCAAUUCAAUAGGCAGGGAUCCCGAAGGGCUGUCGCCAUUUCAUCACAUGAAAUGGCAUGACUCUUGUCUUCACCUCUAAUUCCUUCUUUCCCAGCGGAAAUAUUGUACCCUGCUUUAUCCUGUUUUAUCAAACUUUAGUGUUAGAUUACCUAAAGCUAAUUUAUAUUUUGACCGCUUUCAUGAUUUCAACUUGGUAGCUAUUGAUCGGAAAAACAAUCUUCAGCAUCAAUAUUCUUGGUUCUAGAGUUCUACUUGACUGACUCUCCUGCUAUGCUAGUCUGUUCUUCUGUCUCAACAUCUAACAUCAUACCUCUUUCCACCUCCACCACCCCUUUUCAAAUCUCAUUACCCUCAAAAUCUUUAAAAACUUCCCAGACAUCUUCUACCACUCAGUCGCCAUCAGUGCAAGAGAAGACCGGGAACAAGAAACAAGGACAAAAGCAUAAUGUCUCUCCAAACCCCCAGCUACGAUGCGCCCCAAACAUCUCUUCCUCGGCCCCAUCCUCAUCUCACAAACCGCGUGCGCGCAUACGACAUCAUCUCGACAAGCUUUUCCAUCGCUCAACUCAGUCUCGCUAUUACCGCGACGGUGAAACGGAGUCCGUUGUCGAUCUUAUUCCUGAGUCAAACUCCUGAAUUAGAUCUUGGAGGCUUGAAAAAUGAAGCUGUCUUUAUGCAAGAUUUUGCUACAAGUUUGGAUCCAACUUGUCGAUAUACAUUCCUCAAUUAUCUAAGUGAGGAAGGGAUGUUGGGAGAAUGGAUGGCCAAAGGGGAAAUGAAUCCAAGCAUGAAGGAGUGGGCAGAAUAUGCCAAAUGGUGCGUCAAGGUUGUUCAGGAAGAAGGGUGGGUUGAUUUCUCUGAAGGUAGCAUAGAAGGAGCUGAGCAAAGGGGAAAUGGAAGAGCCAUUGAUCUUUUGGUUUCUGGAGAGAUGUUCAAGGCGGAUAGAAUUUUGGAUGGUAGUGAAGAGUCUAUGACCUUUGCAGAUGAAUGCGAGGAAUUAAACAUGCUUCAAGCUACAGAUGUGUUGCAAAACUUGUGCGCGACAACUUCAUCCUCUAAUCUAGCGGCACUCACAACACAAAACGAGAAAUUACUAUCGCAAUACGAGAAAGAACAAGCAAGCAGAAUGGUUAGAGCAUUGUUGUAGAUAUUAGGACCGGCUUGAUUAUUACGAUAUGAAACGAUAGAUGGAUGGUGUUCAGGGACCUCAUUUGAUUCCUUUCGGCGCAUUUCCUGGUGCUAAUACCAGUAGAACUUUUAGAUUUUGAAAAUACCAAUGUACAUAGUACGAAACUACUGAUGCUUAUUAGA
Molecule: messenger RNA, 1338 nt
Organism: Botrytis cinerea B05.10
Lineage: Eukaryota; Fungi; Ascomycota; Leotiomycetes; Helotiales; Sclerotiniaceae
Exons: 2
Coding region: 473-1174 (233 amino acids)
Source: RefSeq, a predicted model, not a curated record